Molecule: messenger RNA, 790 nt
Organism: Daucus carota subsp. sativus
Lineage: Eukaryota; Viridiplantae; Streptophyta; Magnoliopsida; Apiales; Apiaceae
Product: kunitz trypsin inhibitor 5
Exons: 1
Coding region: 64-669 (201 amino acids)
Molecular function (GO): endopeptidase inhibitor activity
Source: RefSeq, a predicted model, not a curated record
GGAAGCUUCUGCUACUGCAGUUUUAUAAGUUUGCAGAAUAAUCAACACAAAAGUAUUGAUAGAAUGAAGAAAAUUAGGCUAUACAUCCCAUUCCUCCUUGUUGCUUUGUCAACUUGCUCUCUCGCUGCAGCGGACGCAUCUCCUGAUCCUGUUCGGGACAUGGACGGUGAUAUACUCCGACCAGGUGUUGAUUACUACAUCUUGCCCGGUGUCCGAGGCAUGGGAGGCGGUGUGACACUAGGCAGCACCAGGAAUGAAUCUUGCCCCCUCGACGUCGUCCAAGAAACAUUUGAAACAGACAAUGGAAACCUUCCCUUGUCAUUCACAAUGGUUGAUCCCAAAAAAGGUGUGAUACGUGAGUCAACUGAUCUGAACGUCGAGUUCAAUGGGGUAACCAUUUGCAUUCAGUCAUUGGUUUGGAAGCUUGAUAACUACGAUGGAGAGUACGUUGUUAGCACUCGUGGAGUCAAAGGGAACCCGGGAGCUGAAACUCUGGAGAGUUGGUUCAAGAUUGAGAAAUAUUCGAAUAACUACAAGUUUGUUUACUGUCCAACUGUGUGUGAUUUCUGCAAACCAGUUUGUGGAGAUAUCGGCAUCUCGAUCAAGGAUGGUUUUAGAAGAUUGGUUCUUAGCGAUCAACCGUUCAUGGUUAUGUUCUUAAAGGUUUGAAAAUAUUGCUGUGUUUAUCGGAUAUUUAAAGUUGUCUUUGUAAUUCAUUUGAAUGCAAUGCUUGUAUGAAACUUCACUUGAUGUAUAAAUCAAUAAAAAGUAUUCUGUUGUUUUCUCUUAA